ACAGCAGCCAUGUACCUCGGCCAAACACAUCUGAAGAGCCUGUAGAUGCAAAUGGGCUGGGUUUGUCAUUUUGUCAAAGCGAAGAGACGUCAUCAGAAGGCCAGCGGUGUUUCUGCGAUGGAAAAGACCUGUCAGGUACAGUGGCUGAACUGAAGCAUGCCAACCGCAAACUGAGUGAGCAGAACAGUAGUCUGCUGAGGACUGUUGCUCAAUGUGAAGACACGAACCUGCAGCUCACUCUGGAGAUCACUGAGCUGCGAGCAAAGCUCAUCAGUGCUCAGAGGUCAGCAGUGAGAGUUAGAUCUCUGACAGAAGAACUGGAGGAGACACGUCAAGCAUUUAAAGAGGCCCGGGAGAAAGCCAGUCGGACCCAGAAUAGCUGCUCCAAACUGAGCAAUGAGGUUGAAUGUCUUCAGAGUGAUAUUCAAAGGCUUGAAGACAAGAAUGAAAAACUAAUCUUUGAGAAAACAUGCUCUGAAGAAAGCCUCAACAACCUGAGGAAGGUCAACGCUGAAUUGAGGGCUGGACUUGAGGAAACUCUGAUUAUGUUGACACUGAGAGACAGAGAAAUAUCAAAGAAAGACAUUCUUAUGGAAAAGAUGAAGAAUACUCAUGUGGAGAAUCACAGAAUGAUAGAGGGUCUGCAAUCCGAGCUGAUGAGAUUACACGAACAUUCAAACCAAGUUCUUCUGAGGUAUGAAAGACACUGUAUCAGCCCUCAGGGACUUUACAGUCGUGAGCCUCCAAACCAUCGCUCUCUGCAGAGCGAGAUGAAGGACAUGCAGCAGGAACAUCACAGAGCUUUGGAUGAUAUAAGUCUCCCAUCCCACACGCACAGCGAUGAUAUUCAAAGCAUUAUCCAAAGGAUCACGAAUGCAGAAAUAGCUCACCUUCUUCACAAUAAAUAUCUCGAGAGGGACUGUGCUCCUGUGGAAAUGCAGGAGAGGCCUUUUCCUCAACAGCAACAGGCAAGAAUCAAGCAGCAGCUUCUCAAUGUGCUGCAGGAGCUCGAAUUGUACAAGUAUGUGUGGGAGGAUAAAGGGGAGAAGGUGGAGGAUCAGCAGAGAGCCUGGGAUAGGGAACAAAAGGAAAGUCAGAGUGGGAGCCAGAUUCCCAUCAAGGAGGCCAAGAAGGUGGCUGUGGCGAAGUGGUGGAAAGCCCUCAGCGUAGAGGGGGCUAAGGUCCGAAGUAAAGACAUUAAGUCAAUUCAGGAGGUCUCUGAGAUGCAAGCAAAGCUCAGGGAAGCAGAGCAGACGAUCACUGAUAUGAGGGAGCAGGUCUGCCAUCUGCAAGCAUCACUAAGAUCUGCACAGGAGCACACCGAGCAAAAAAACACCAAUAGAGUUCUUCAUACUGACAAAGGAAGCAAUACAGAGAGAAAAGAAGGCAGAACUGCGGAGAAAGAGGCGAGAGAUCAGAAGGAUGCUUCAGUGGUCACAGAUCCUGUUAGUAUCACAGACGGAGCAGCUUCAGAGCAGGACACCACAGACAGGCUUCUGGCAACCCUGAGGAGGAUGGAGGCGAUGGUCAACAAUGCCUUGGAGACUGCCCAGCUGGUGAGGAAGAGCGAGCAGAGGGUGAGCCAGGUGAGAGUGAGGAUGGAAGGGAUCACACACAGGGUGGAGGAGGCUCUGGGGAGAGCUGCAAACACUGAUGAGGAGCUAAACAUGCUGGAGGCCAGGAUCACAGAAAACGCUCCAACUCAGUCUCCAGAUCUAAAUUUGCCAAAUGAUCAUGGAGCAGAUGCCACACGGUUAACGGCUGAACCCGAGGAAGUGUGCGGAACAGAGCGUUCUCCUCCUGCACCUCCAUUAAACCCAGAAGUCAGUGAGCCUCCACAGAGGUCCAUGAAUGGUGGCACAGGAGGAAGCAGCUACAGCACGCUCCAGGAAGAAGAGCGAGACUUGCUGCAGACAUCUCCUCUCGAACAAAGUGACUGUAACUUCAAGGAGUCCGGUGACGCCUCGCCUGCUGCUGAGACCCCUUUUGUUUUCCCGCACACCCGCUCUCGCCCUUCUCUGUGCCCGGCCAUGCCCACACUGCCUGAGGAAGAGGAGGACUCUCCAGAGGAGAUGGACAGUUCCCCGAGCUCUCCCAGCACAUUAGUACCAGGUGAAAGUCGAGCUGUUGUCAUGACUGCGCCCACCAUCGUCUACCCAAAGCAGGCUAAGGUUGUCCAUCAGGAUGGACGUCCGCUGGAACAGGCCAGACCACACAGUCCCAGAGCUCGCGUGGUCAGAAGCUCCCCCGGGGUGCCCAUCACCACAAUUGACAGCACAGGUAAUGUGAUUGACCUGGUGAAAGAUCCGCUCCCGGAGAUGCAGCUCUCUGAGGAGGAUCGACAGAAGAACCUGGAGCUGCUUGAAGAGGCCAAGAAGGUCAGCGAUCGCUUCCUGACACGCCGAGGCCGACGAUCCACCAGCAGCCUCACCGAUUCGCCCACAGGUCUUUCACCAACUCCAACGCCAUCAUCCUCACCAUGUUCAUCGAGAAGCAGCUCACUUACUGUGGCCCCUCAGACUGCAGCAGGACCCUCAGAGACAAUCCAGUAUCAGGAGGUGUUUCCAGGGAGGGAGCAGCCUGAUGCAACCAGUCAGAACCAGGAGGGAAAGCUGUUGGUGGACUGGAAGUUAGCUGACAAAAGGAAAGUGUCCUCGGGGACUCUCACACCUCGUUUUGCUGUUCAGAAGAACGGUGAACCCAAAAGUCCUACAGUUGUCAACAAAUCAGAUGAGUCAAGUCGAAGUCCAAACCAGACUCCAGCCACAGGGGUCGCCAAGCCUGUGCCCAGACCUUCUACUCAACAGGCACCGUGUACAGCAGAGAUUAAGACUAUUGGGGCCUUUCCACCACUAAUGAGAGCUGUUUCCUGGGAUGCUGUAGGCAGCCUUAACUCUAGAAAUGGAGCCCCGGUUUUUCCUCCCACAGCUGAGGACAGUUUGUCAGACAAGCCCAAGGAUGCUGGCUUAAAGACGUCAGGGUACAAGGAUUUCCCCACCCCACCGGUGGGUGCACAGAAGCUGUCUAAACUCAGAGAGGAGCACAAGCUAAUGCGAAACCAAAGCAUUGUGGGAUCAAAGUUACCAGAGCUGAGUGAAGCUGCUGAACAGGAAAAAGAUCCGCCGUCAUCACCGAACACGCCUACCAGUGACACAAAGGAAAGAUCCGACGCCAUGCCCAACAUUUCAGACUUGAUGCUGAGAAAACUCAAACUUCAUCGGGGUCUGCCUGGCUGUGCUCCUCCACUCAGCGAAAAAGAAGUUGAGAAUGCAUUCGUCCAGCUGUCACUGGCGUUUCGUAAUGACAACUACACUCUGGAGACGCGACUCAAGCAGGCAGAGAGGGAGAGGAACCUGACUGAGGACGACACGGAAAAAGAAUUAGAAGACUUCAAAGGAGCGCUAAAGAUGACUGCGCCAAUGUGGCAGAACCUGGAGCAGCGCGAAGCCUAUCAGCGCCUAAAAGAGACGGUAGCAGUGCUGCACAGGCUUGCCACACGGCUCUCCAGCAGAGCAGAGAUAGUCGGUGCAGUUCGCCAGGAGAAGCGUAUGAACAAGGCCACAGAAGUUAUGAUGCAGUAUGUGGAAAAUCUUAAGAGGACAUAUGAGAAGGACCAUGCAGAGCUCAUGGAGUUUAAGAAGCUGGCAAACCAGAACUCGAAUCGUUACGGAGUGUCUGUAGACCCUGGAGACGAUGGAGUUCCACGUCCAUCUAGAUCAAUGUCCCUCACCAUUGGAAAGGUGCCUCGACGCAGGGUGAGCGUAGCGGUGGUGCCAAAGUUUAAUCUCCUUAACAUCCCGGGUCAGACCCCGGGCACAGCUGGCCAAGGCUCCAACGCAGGACCCACAACUGGUGCUGCUCUUCCUGUCCUGUGUGAAGCAAAUGACGUGAAAGGCACCACCUCCACAGAGGCUGCACCACCAGGAACAGAAUGUGGAAAGAGUGUGUCGGAGCAGGAAAAUGAGCCAGCCAAGCCUUCAGUAAACCUGGAGGAGCUCCGAGCCGAGAUCAAGGCAAAGAUCGAAGAGGAGGCCUACCAAAAAGGCUACCAAGAUGGACUGAAGCAAGGCAAGGUGCUUCAGGAAGAGAAAUGUGAAGACGAAAGUGCUGCGGACAAAUUGCUGGAAACAAAAAAUAAGGAUGAAGAGAGCGGAGAGAGGCUUAAGAACAGCAGGAGGAUGGAGGAAGUCCUGGCUGUUGUAAGCGAGUUCUGUCCCAAGGUAUCCAUGAGUCGGCGGCUUCUAUGGCUCACUCUGACGCUGUUUGUGGCUGUGUGUGUGGUGUUCAGUAUUUAUUCAUUCUUCAGUGACUAUUACAACCGACACGAGGACACAUAAGGGAAGAGGAACUCUGUGUGAGACACUGACGGAGAUCUUUGGACUGGGUGUAAGAGCGCAACGAAAGAACCCGCUAAACAGAAUAACAGAGACCUCAUACAUCACGUCUCUCCCAGUUUACCAUAUCAUCAGACACACUUGAAUCAAAUGACCCCGAUACUCAAGGGUCAGAGACAUUUUGGGAGGCUUUAUGGCUCGCGAGGCCUUCUUCAUGGUCAGCAGAGAUAAGUUAUAAUUUUGCUUGAAAUGGAAAGUUGAAAGGAUGUUUGCUGCAGCAAAAGAAGAGAUGAUUCUGUUUAGGGACCAAUUAUAUUGUGUGCUGAAAUAGAUAUUUAAUUAAAUUAGAUCUUGUAAUUAUACAUUCUGGUUCUGGUACUUUGAAUGCUGAAUAUGGCACUUUUUCAUUAAAUGCCACAGUAGAAACAUUGUAUAUUUAUCUACACAAUAGAAUCUCUCAGGUUUGAUAGAUAAUGAAGUCCCUGAGAGACUUUUAAUGCAUAUUUUAAAAAAUGUUUUUAUCUGUUGUUUUUUCUAUAAAGAAUGUUUCAGAUGUAAGCACAUUCCACAGCAGUUCUUCAAGUGCAAUACUCAGCUCAUGGUUCUCAUUUGUGCCAUGUUUGAUUGUUACUUCAGAGCACUGAGAGUUUUUUUUUUCUUGUAUGCGAGCACUGUUUAGACGUCAUGAUUCUUUUUUUUUUUUUGUCUUUGCACAUGUGUGCCCGCCUGUGCUGUCUGUUCUCUGUUCAUUUUAUGGUCUGCCACCUCUCCUUUAAAUAAAAAGUGCCUGAAA
Messenger RNA from Oreochromis aureus, 5127 nucleotides. RefSeq names its product murine retrovirus integration site 1 homolog (gene irag1). The record is from RefSeq and is a predicted model, not a curated record. The coding region runs from base 546 to 4337 and encodes 1263 amino acids. NCBI's taxonomy places the organism in Eukaryota, Metazoa, Chordata, Actinopteri, Cichliformes, Cichlidae. The transcript is spliced from 35 exons.